Anopheles bellator is the source of this 2338-nucleotide messenger RNA. RefSeq names its product puromycin-sensitive aminopeptidase-like. Gene Ontology annotation, cellular component: cytoplasm. The transcript has 7 exons. The coding region runs from base 1 to 2223 and encodes 740 amino acids. Gene Ontology annotation, biological process: peptide catabolic process; proteolysis. Gene Ontology annotation, molecular function: peptide binding; zinc ion binding; metalloaminopeptidase activity. The record is from RefSeq and is a predicted model, not a curated record. NCBI's taxonomy places the organism in Eukaryota, Metazoa, Arthropoda, Insecta, Diptera, Culicidae.
AUGUGCUGUUUGAGGGUGCUGGCUGUGGCACUGCUCUGUGUGUUACUACCGGCUCCGCGAGUGGGUGCGAUCGAACCACGGUCGGUUGAAAAUGGCCACUUGGGACUUGGGCUGCCAAAUGCUUCUGCUGAACCCUUCGAAGCGUCGCCGUACGUGCUGCCCAACGUAUCGGUGCCGGUGUCCUACGAACUGUUUGUCGAUCUGACCGACGAAAGUUUUCAAACGUACUCCGGAGCGGUCGACAUUACGUUCCAACAAACGGCCACCGGAAAGUCCCUGGCACUCAACAGCGUGGGUUUGAUCGUAAACGAAAGCACGCUACGGGUUACGCAAUCCAACGGAAAUGCCAUCCCGAUCGAGCGGUUCGAGAGUGUGCCUGAAUCUCAGAUGAUCGUCCUACACUGCUCCGAAUCGCUGGAGACCGGUGAGGUUUACCGGGCGCAUCUGGAGUUUGAGGGACGCAUCAAUAUAGAUUUUUACAAGGGCCUUUACAGAAGUAGCUACCAAACGGAGCAUGGCGUGAAGUACCUUGCCACAACGUUCUUUGCCGCUAUCUACGCACGAACAGUGUUUCCCUGCUAUGAUGAACCGGCUUACAAAGCCACAUUUGGCGUAAAAAUUCGACAUCAUGACAAACACACCGCUUUAUCGAACAUGCCAGCCAUCGACAGUGUUCCGUCCGGAGGAUUCGUGGAUACGUCUUUCCAAACGACUCCGAUAAUGUCCACGUACUUGGUGGCGUUUGUUGUAUCGGAACUGAAGACAUUACCUACACAAGAUGGGCUAUUCCGCGUGUUUGCUCCGGAAGGCCGAGAACACCUCACACAGUACGCCCAUGACUUUGCGUUUAGGGCGUUGCGCUACCUGGAGAACUUUUUCGGGCGUCAAAAUCAAAUGGCCAAGAUCGAUCUGGUGGCGAUUCCCGAUUUCGCGAUGGGGGCCAUGGAAAACUGGGGUCUGAUAACGUUUCGAGAAGAUUAUCUACUUCACGAGCAAGGCGUCAGCACGGCACGGAGCGAACAAUUCGUUGGCGCGAUAGUAACGCACGAGCUGGCCCAUAUGUGGUUCGGCAACGAGGUAACACCGGACUGGUGGACAUACGUUUGGCUAAAUGAAGGGUUCGCACGCUACUUUGAGAACUACAUCACAUCGCAGCUCGAGCCGUCAUGGAAUCUCUGGGACCAAUUCGUCGUUGUCAACGUGCACUCGGCCUUAUCGCUAGAUUGUCAUAGCAACAACCGUGCAAUGAGCUACUACACUACGGAUCCGUACGAACUGAACGAACUCUAUGACUAUGUAGUGUACGCUAAAAGUGCCUCCGUCAUACGCAUGAUUCAGAACGUUAUCGGAAUCAGCUCGUUUCGGAUGGCUAUCAACGAUUAUCUGCGAUCGCGCAGUUAUCUCACCACCGUUCCGCAUGACCACAUCUCUCGUCUGCAUCGUGGUAACACCGUGUACCUUGCCUGCUAUUCCGGAGUGCAGGCCUGUCUGGACGACGCCACUGAGUACGUUCAAUCUACCUUCGUAAAUCCUUCGUACAAAGUUCCCGAAGAGGCACAAGCGGUGGUGUUCUGUGCCCUACACAAGCAUCGAUUACUCGUAGAAUCGGACUACCAAAUUACAUGGUUCGAGAAUCAAUUUUUAGCCCAGGACAGUUCCGAGCUCGAUGUAGAAAUGAUUAACCGCUACUUGACCAGUGUCGGUUGUUCACGAAACGAAACCAUUCUGGAGUACUUCCUGUCGCUCACGAACUUUAACUAUCCGGGGCUUCCAAUUACGGCCGCCAUGAAAAGUCAAAUUUAUGUCGGCCUUGCUAACGGUGGUUCCACCGCCCGUAUGGCUGCGCUGCGGUAUUUGAAUGAGCAUUUCUCCACCGUUACCUAUUUACUACCCAACGUGGGGCCCAUCUUCACCGAACUGGGCAAUCGCAUCAAUGUUCAAUCGGAACGUGCCCUCCUUCAAGAAAUCGUAACAAAGUACGGACACACCUUGGCUGCUGCAGCGAAAGAGGCCGCUGAUCAAGCUCUCGUGCAAGCGGAUCAAAACAUUCGCUGGAUGCAAAAGUACGCCCCGACCGUGACCACUUGGCUAACUGAAGCAAUGUACGAGGGAACUACGACGAAACCACAGGGUGGCGGUGCCGGUCGCACGUGGAGUACCCAGACCCUAGCGGUGACUGGACUAGUUUUGAUCGCUAUGAAUACGUUGGCACAGUUCGCCUAAAUGAAGGAGUGCUGGUAAUGUUCACUGGAGUGACCACCUUUGGGUGAGUUCGUUCCUUUUAUUGUAGUCAUCAUCCACUAUAGAAAGUAAUUGGUGCUCCAAUAAAGCGAUAGUA